AUGCGUCGGUCUGCCCGGCAGGACGCCUCUGAGCUUGGCCAAGAGCAUGAACUAAGAUCUAAUACUGACGUUUAUCACACCGAUCAGCCGGCGGAUGGGCCCGGUGUCAGUCUAGCCUUCCCUGAAGGUGGACGAGAGGCAUGGAUGUGCCUUUUGGGAUCCUAUUUGAUAAUGUUCCCAUCAUUUGGCUUUGAAACAGCAGUUGGCACUGUUCAGGACUACAUCAGCGAGCACCAGCUUGCCGAAUAUAGCGUCCGCGAUGUUGGCUGGAUCACCGCACUUUUCGUGUUUCUAACUCUAUUUCUUGGAGUUCAGGUCGGACCACUGUUCGAUCGAUACGGGCCUCGAAUCUUAUUAACAUGCGGAUCCGCAGCCAGCUUCACUUCCUAUAUGCUACUAGCUGAGUGUACAAAAUACUGGCACUUCGUCCUGUGUCUUUCCAUUCUCGGAGGUAUAGCUUCAGCCAUUGUUACAACGGUCUCAAUUUCAGUCCUGAGCCACUGGUUCCACCGCCGACGCGCCCUAGCAUCAGGCAUUUGUAUGGGCGGAUCAUCAGCGGGAGGCGCUAUCAUCCCACUACUUCUACGGACCCUGUUCUCGAAAUAUGGCUGGACGUGGUCUAUCCGAGUUAUCGCCUUUCUAGCACUAGGAUGCUAUACAGCAGGAAUCAUCCUAGUCAAAGGCCGCCUACCAACUGGCAGCAGCAGUAAAGUGACAAUCGACUCCCGGGCCUUCCGGUCCCCUCGGCUUUUUUUCUUAACUGUGGCGGUCUUCUCUUUCGAAUUCAUCAUCUUCGGCUGCGCGGCACUAUUACCAACAUACGUCCGAUUCGCUGGCUUCUCAGUAGACGUACAAUUCUACUCGCUCACAGUCCUGAACAGUAUGAGCUUACUGGGAAGAGUCCUUCCCGGAUUUGCGGCUGACCAAAUCGGGCGUUUCAACAUCCUGCUCUGCCUCGUCGUGAUCACGUUAAUAAUAAUGGCAACAGUCUGGCUGCCUUUUGGCUCUCAUGAUGAGAAGACCCUAUAUAGCGUGGUGGCUAUCUUUGGAUUUGGCUCUGGAGGUUGGAUCUCCCUUGCUCCUGUAUGUGCUGGCCAGCUCUGUAGGACUGAAGAGUAUGGACGGUUCUACGGUACCCUGUAUUCUGUGGCUUCGUUCGGAGUUUUACUCACUGUUCCCGUCGGAGGUGACUUGCUGCAAUCAACCACACCUCAGAUUCUCAUUGGGUUUUAUUCAGCGGUGCUCUUGGUUGGGCUUAUUGGUCUAAUAUUGUCUCGAUGGGCUCUGCUGGACUGGAAGUGGAAGUGGAAGGUUAAGGUGUAA
Aspergillus niger is the source of this 1323-nucleotide messenger RNA. RefSeq lists its product as uncharacterized. The coding region runs from base 1 to 1323 and encodes 440 amino acids. Gene Ontology annotation, biological process: transmembrane transport. Lineage: Eukaryota; Fungi; Ascomycota; Eurotiomycetes; Eurotiales; Aspergillaceae. The transcript has 2 exons. Gene Ontology annotation, molecular function: transmembrane transporter activity. The record is from RefSeq and is a predicted model, not a curated record. Gene Ontology annotation, cellular component: fungal-type vacuole membrane.